AUGCAGGCCAGUUCAGAACAGUUAAAUGUAGAUGAUGAAUUGUUAUGUGUUCCGAGGUAUGAUGACAUUGACACUCCUUACUUCCGAGGAGGAAAUGGAAAACUUAAAAUGAUUGCUAGAUUGAGAGACAAUCAAUCAUGUCAACCGAAUGCACUGGUAAGGAAGAGUUCAUGGCCAGAGCUGGUUGGGGAACAAGGGGAAGUUGCAGUAGAAACAAUUGAGAGGGAGAAUCCCACAGUUACUGCUGUGAUUGUGCCGGAAGGAUCGUUUGUUACCACAGACUAUGUCUGCACUAGGGUUCGUGUUUGGGUCGACGAAAAUGGCACUGUGACAAGAAAACCUACAAUUGGUUAGGACUACUUCGAGUAGAUUAUAUAUACCU
This is a messenger RNA of Telopea speciosissima, 382 nucleotides long. Its product is annotated as glu S.griseus protease inhibitor-like. Lineage: Eukaryota; Viridiplantae; Streptophyta; Magnoliopsida; Proteales; Proteaceae. Gene Ontology annotation, biological process: response to wounding. Gene Ontology annotation, molecular function: serine-type endopeptidase inhibitor activity. Bases 1 to 354 code for a protein of 117 amino acids. The transcript has 5 exons. The record is from RefSeq and is a predicted model, not a curated record.